This is a messenger RNA of Hylaeus anthracinus, 2098 nucleotides long. RefSeq names its product pre-mRNA 3'-end-processing factor FIP1-like. NCBI's taxonomy places the organism in Eukaryota, Metazoa, Arthropoda, Insecta, Hymenoptera, Colletidae. The record is from RefSeq and is a predicted model, not a curated record. The transcript is spliced from 4 exons. Gene Ontology annotation, cellular component: mRNA cleavage and polyadenylation specificity factor complex. Gene Ontology annotation, molecular function: RNA binding. Bases 76 to 1692 code for a protein of 538 amino acids.
GGCAGCCAUUCUUCUCGCACAUGUUUCUCUCUCUUUCGCAUUCAUACGAUUCUUGUCUACCGUGAUUCUAUUUGAAUGAACGUUUACGUGUACAACUGGUUGCGCGGGCCUAAGUUGUCAAGCGAGAGAAAAGGAAAAAUGGCGGACGAGAAUGAGGAUCAGUGGUUGUAUGGGGAUUCGACCGAUGGAAAAGAGUUUACACCGACAUCCGUUGAGCCAGAAAGCCAAGAAAAUGAUUCGACGCCUUCUGCGGCUCAGGAAAAAUCACAAACUUCGGAAGAUCAAAAGCUGGAAGGCGUUCCCGACCCAGUAACAGAGUCACCUGAAGAGGCAGAACCGCCAGAAGAAGAAUCUCCACCCACUAACGAUAGUCCAAAUGAUAGUAAUACAGAUGUAAAUAAAAAUGGAGUGAGAGAGCCAUCGAGUCAAGAAGAUGGUGAAGCAGCUAGUGACACAGAUUCCGAUGACGACGUGCACGUUGUCAUCGGGGAUAUCAAAUCGACUCCUGCGUAUGGCAGUCUCAAUAUUAAAAGAGGAGGAUUGCUUACAAAUGCAUCAGGGGUACCCGAUAAAUUGAACAAACAACCAGGAAAAUUUAGCAUAGAUGAAUUUGAAACUAUAGGUGUUAUCAAUGGUAUGCCUGCUCAUGAAUUUAAUUUAGAUCAAUUAGAAGAUAAACCUUGGAGACAACCCGGUGCAGACAUUACCGAUUACUUUAAUUACGGUUUCAAUGAGGAAACAUGGAGAGCGUAUUGCGAAAGACAGAAGAGAAUGAGAAGUGAAUCUGGAGUUGGUUUGAUAUUGAACGCGGGCGGAGGAGGCGGUAACGCUGGCAGUAUGCGCGUACCUCAAGUGGCGAUUACUAACGAUAACAGUAAAUAUUCCGGUAUAAUGGGACCUAAGAGAGCAGGACCACCUCCAGGAAGGAAAAUGGCAGGAACUAUAGAUGUAAUUGGUAGUUCUGGUUUAGCCUCCAGACGGAAUCUUGACAAAUCCCCGCCAAAAGGAAACGUGAUACAAGUGAUGACCGCAGAUAGGAGGGAGUACUCUAGAAAACCAGGUUUCCCCGAUAUGAGUGUGCCACCACCAGGAGCAGGAAUGCCUCCCGCGUUUGAUAUGCCCCCUCCUGGUUAUCCCGGAGAACCAGGCCCCUUUUACAUGCCAGAAACAGAUCCGUACUAUCAAAGCUACGAACCCACCCAGGAUAAUCAGUGGGGCAACGAUCCGACGUGGCAGCCAACGAAUUUAGCUAUUCCAAUGACAGAAGGAGACGACGACAAAGAUACCGGUCCCAAGACGAUACCAACCAUGGUGCCCCCUACGAAUAUCCCUCCGCUAUUACCACCCAGAGACUCUAGAGAUCGUGAAAGGGAUCGGGACAGGGAGAGAGAUCGCGACAGAGAACUAGACUCGAUGGGAAGAGACAGGGAACGAGAUAAGGACAGAGAUCGCGAUCGCGAAAGGGAAAAGGAUUCCAUGAUAAGAGAACGUGAGAGGGAAAGAGACUCGAUGUCGAGGGACGACGAAAGGGACCGCGAUAGAUCUCGUUCCCAAUAUCGACACAAAGAGCGGCAUCGCCACCGAUCGAGAUCGCGAUCUCGCAGACACAAAUCCAGAUCCAGAAGUCCGAGUCGACGUAAGAAGAAAUCUAGACGCUCCGAGAGGGAACGCUCUAAAGAAGAAAGCGAAUAAAAAUAAAAACGGUUACUUACGAACAUCCAACGGUCACAUUGACUCGUUGAAUCUUUCAACAAUGUAACUUUUCGCGCGACAGACAUGAUUUGCACGAUAUUAAUUCUCGUUCACGUCGAAUACGCGAUUUUUAGCCAAGAAAUGAAUUAUAAACAAUAACAAUAAACUUUAUCUUUAACGGCACGUAAGUUUCGUCAAAUCAGAAUCCUCGUGUGUAGAACGCAAUCUUGUAUUUAAUAUUUACAAUAAACCGGGAUACGUCUACAAGGGAACGAAGUACAAACGGGAACGUAGGGGUCACCGAAACCACCGAAUUUAUGCCAUUCAAUGUAUGGUUUUAUAUCAUAAUGUUAUUACAGAAAUGGUAUUUUAUAAUAAUUAAAAGUAAUUGUAUUUUAUUGGUAAA